Messenger RNA from Drosophila montana, 2405 nucleotides. It is a transcript of the gene knk, whose product is annotated as protein Skeletor knk. The transcript is spliced from 6 exons. The coding region runs from base 57 to 2210 and encodes 717 amino acids. The record is from RefSeq and is a predicted model, not a curated record. NCBI's taxonomy places the organism in Eukaryota, Metazoa, Arthropoda, Insecta, Diptera, Drosophilidae.
CGUGGAACUGAGCGUGGGGAGAGCAUAAGUGCGAGAGAGUGCAACGCAAACGCGCAAUGACAUUGACAAGACAACGCGUUCUUUGUCAGUGCUGCGACUGUGCCGUCCCUAUCGCUGCUUGUGGGCGGGCUGCAGCAGCGCUGCGGCAGCGACGCCAACUGCGACAACAACUAUUAUUGGCGCUUGUGACGCUUUUCCUGUUGGGCUUUAACACAGCUGCAUCUGCUGAGGGGGAAGAUGAGGAUGGUCCGUAUCGGGGCAAAUAUCUGGGCAAGCUGAACUCGUAUCAUCAUCAGGUGUCUGGCGACGUUUACGCCGUCAAUGAGUAUACAUUUCUUAUAGUUGGCUUUAAUUACGAUGGCAACGGUGCGGAUACGUUCUUUUGGGCCGGCGCCAGCAAUCGACCCGGGCCGCAAGGUUUCAUAGUGCCCGAUGAGUAUGGCAAAACCAACAUUUUGGAUCGAUAUCAUAACAAGGACUUUACGCUAACGCUACCCGAUCGCAAGAAGAUGACCGAGAUCCAGUGGCUCGCGGUCUACGAUUUGAACAAUCAGAACAACUUUGGCGAUGUUUAUAUACCCGAAGAAUUCGAACCGCCACGCCCUCAAAACGGCGGCACCUUCUCCAAACGCAACCACAAUGUGAGCAGCACCAGCAUUGAGAUCUUGGACUCAAAGACCAUACGCAUUAAGGACUUUACAUAUGAUGGGCGCGGCAAGCGCACGUUUUUCUGGACAGGCGUGGGCGCUCAGCCAUCGAGUCGGGGCAGCAAGAUGCCCGACGAGCGCGGCUACCUCGACCCUAUACGCACCUACACAAAAGAAACCAUUGAGCUGGAGCUGCCUGGCGACAAGACGAUCUUUGACAUCGAUUGGAUAAGCGUCUACGAUGUGGCCGACAAUGAGAAUUAUGGGCACGUGCUCAUACCGGAUGGUCUAAAUGUGCCACCAUCGCUGGUGAAGAUUACGCCGUAUGAGUUCUCGUUGCCCAAUUGCCGACAGCUGCAUAAAGAUUUACAAGUGUCGUGGGAGGUGUUCGGGCCGCAGAUUACGUUCCAACUUUCCGGUCAGGUGGCACAAACGGAUUAUAUGUCCUUUGGCAUCUCGGGCUCGGAUGUUUCCAGUCAAAUGAUUGGUGCGGAUGUGGUUGUGGCCUAUAUAGAUGAUAUCAGGGGCUACACAGUGGACUAUAAUAUCACAUCGCUGGCGCCAUGCGUACAGGUCCUGGGCCAGAAUAAGGGCGUCUGUCGAGAUGAUGUCGUGGGCGGCCAGGAUAGCUUUCAGCUGAACACAUACGCCCGCAAGGAUGGCAUCAAUACCAUUAGCUUUAGGCGCAUACUCAAGUCAUCUGAUGAUGGCGACAAGGAAAUCUUUCUGGAUCGCAGCAACUAUGUGAUUUGGGCCUUUGGCCAGCUGGACUCCAACAAUGAGCCCGCCUUUCAUACACACUAUCCCAAGAGCGAUAUAGUCAUUGACUUUAACACCACAGAACCAGUUAACGAUUGCUUUAGCUUUACAAAACGCAUGGAAACUCCAGUGCAGCUAUGGGAGCGCACUCGAAUCACAGAUGCCACCGUACGCACUUUUAAUGCUUAUCUCGGCCCCUCGGGCGGUCUGCGUGGCUAUCAGGGCCUGACGGGCCAUGUUUCAAGCGGCUUGGCCUGGUACAUCAACGGCUAUAUGAUACCAGAACUGUUUCUAAAGCGCGGUUUGACUUAUACCUUUAAAGUGCGUGGCGGAAACAAUCCACACUCGCCGGAACACUAUCAUCCACUGGUAAUAACGGAUGAUCCACAGGGCGGCUAUGAUCGCCUCUCGGAUGCCAAGCAGAGCGAAAUUCGCGUCCUAGCUGGCGUGGAGUUUACCCGUCGUGGUCGUCCCAAGCCCACCGCUGCGGGUCCACUUUGCUUAUCUCGGUAUCCGGAGGACUACGAUCGUCGCUUGGAUGAUAACUUUCCCACGUUCAAGAAAUUCAAUCGCAGCCUUCUAAACAUAUGCAGUGAUGAGCCCCCGGCUCUGCUCGAGAUUACGCCCAAUAUAACGUGGCCCGACACCGUUUAUUAUAAUUCUUUUACGCAUGGCAACAUGGGCUGGAAGAUACACAUUGUCGAUAGUUAUACUAAUUUGCGCAACGUUGGCCAAUCCUUGAGCACAACGUGGUUGCCAACGGUCACAGUUCUGCUGAUGCUUGCGGCUUGGCCGGCGUUUUGAAUGUUGACUGCUUUCCUAAAUAUUGUCGUCUCAAACGAUAUCCUUAAAAUAUUCGAAUUUUAAUUUAAGUCAAUCAGUCACAAUUUGCAGACGUUGCUGCGUAUGCGUGUAUGUAUGUAUUAUAUCUGCCCAUCUUAUGUAUAAGUAUUGUGAUUUAAGCACGUUAAUAAAGGCAGAGCUUCACAUAGGUCAGAA